Microcebus murinus (gray mouse lemur) is the source of this 1863-nucleotide messenger RNA. Lineage: Eukaryota; Metazoa; Chordata; Mammalia; Primates; Cheirogaleidae. The record is from RefSeq and is a predicted model, not a curated record.
UCACGACGGCAGAGGGCGCAGGCGGCUCGGUUAGCCCGGCCGCUCGGCUGUUUGGGCCGUUCUGCUCGGACCCAGGACCUGGCUCUGUCCCCGAGCGCCACCAGAGAGUGCCUCAGGUUGAAGAAUAGAAGCUCCAGAAAGCAAGAUGGGAGCUGCUCACCGGGGGCUGAGCUUGUCAGCAUCCUUGACGGGCCCUCGCCCCUGAAGUCAGAGAAGAGCCCUUGCCCACCCGCAGUCCCUUUCCCGUUCUGGGAUCGCCUCCAUCCCUUGAGUUCUCAGCCCUAGCGGCCGCCCAGUCCGACAAAGGAGCAGGGCAAUGAUACUCGCAUCGGUGCUGGGGAGUGGCCCCCGGGGCGGGCCUCCACUCCGGCCCCUCCUGGGGCCUGCACUCUCGCUCCGGGCCCGCUCAACAUCAGCUACUGAUACACACUACGUGGAGAUGGCACGGGAGCGCUCCAAGACCGUCACCUCCUUUUACAACCAGUCGGCUAUCGAUGUGGCAGCAGAGAAGCCCUCAGUUCGCCUCACUCCAACCAUGAUGCUCUAUUCCGGCCGCUCUCAGGAUGGUAGCCACCUCUUGAAAAGUGCCCGGUACCUGCAGCAAGAGCUACCAGUAAGGAUCGCUCACCGAAUCAAGGGCUUCCGCUGCCUUCCUUUCAUCAUUGGCUGCAACCCCACCGUACUGCAUGUGCACGAGCUGUACAUCCGUGCCUUCCAGAAGCUGACAGACUUCCCCCCGAUCAAAGACCAGGCAGAAGAGGCCCAAUACUGCCAGCUGGUGCGACAGCUGCUGGAUGACCAUAAGGAUGUGGUGACCCUCUUAGCUGAGGGCCUGCGUGAGAGCCGGAAGCACAUACAGGAUGAAAAGCUCGUCCGAUACUUCUUGGACAAGACGCUGACUUCCAGGCUUGGGAUCCGCAUGUUGGCCACUCAUCAUCUGGCAUUGCAUGAGGACAAGCCCGACUUUGUUGGCAUCAUCUGCACCCGUCUCUCACCAAAGAAGAUUAUUGAAAAGUGGGUGGACUUUGCCAGACGCCUGUGUGAGCACAAGUAUGGCAAUGCCCCCCGUGUCCGCAUCAACGGACAUGUGGCUGCUCGUUUCCCUUUCAUCCCUAUGCCGCUGGACUACAUCCUGCCUGAGCUGCUCAAGAAUGCCAUGAGAGCCACAAUGGAGAGUCACCUAGACACUCCUUACAACGUCCCAGAUGUGGUCAUCACUAUCGCCAACAAUGAUAUUGAUCUCAUCAUCAGGAUUUCAGAUCGAGGUGGAGGAAUUGCUCACAAAGACCUGGAUCGGGUCAUGGACUACCACUUCACUACAGCUGAAGCCAGCACCCAGGACCCCCGGAUCAGCCCCCUCUUUGGCCACCUGGACAUGCAUAGUGGUGGCCAGCCAGGACCUAUGCAUGGCUUUGGCUUCGGGUUGCCCACAUCACGGGCCUACGCGGAGUACCUCGGUGGUUCCCUGCAGCUGCAGUCCCUGCAGGGCAUUGGCACAGACGUCUACCUGCGGCUCCGCCACAUUGAUGGUCGGGAGGAAAGCUUCCGAAUCUGACCCCACAGCCCUUAGCCUGCUCGCCUGCCCAAUCUGGGCCACACUCCCUGCCGGGACCUCUGGUUCAGGCAGGGUACGCAGUCUGCUCCAUACACUGCUGCACCUUGGGUCUCAGGGCCCCAGAUGGACUUACAUGGAGCUGGGCACCGCUCCUUCUCAAUAGGGUCCACUGCUUCCUUGCCUCCAGGCCUUGGAGGAGAGGGAGUGGGGACCCCUGAGGCCUCCAGCACCAGCUCCAUCAUUCUUGUUCCUGGGGAACCCCCACUUUGACCUGUUGUUUGUUAUUAAAGUUCACAUUUUGAAUGCCC